This is a messenger RNA of Colletotrichum graminicola M1.001, 2862 nucleotides long. Its product is annotated as heterokaryon incompatibility protein. Gene Ontology annotation, biological process: protein phosphorylation. Lineage: Eukaryota; Fungi; Ascomycota; Sordariomycetes; Glomerellales; Glomerellaceae. Gene Ontology annotation, molecular function: ATP binding; protein kinase activity. Bases 1 to 2862 code for a protein of 953 amino acids. The transcript has 6 exons. The record is from RefSeq and is a predicted model, not a curated record.
AUGCACAUGUCGUGCCAGAAUUGGCUAGAGCUGAGAAACUUCAGGUCGAAACACCUUAUUAAACCGAUAGCUGCCUACCAGCGUAGCGGCGAUCGGUGCCUUGUUUUCCCCUGGGCAGAUGGAGGAAACCUGUACGAGUUCUGGGGCACUUACAAAGGCGAUCCUCUGGCCGAUACCAAGCUCAGAUGGGUAACGCUCCAACUCACCGGCUUGUUCUCUGCCCUCGAGGACCUUGACAAAGAAAACUGCCGCCACGGAGACCUCAAGCCCGAGAACAUCCUCUUAUUUUUGAACGAGGACAAGAGCAUGACACCGCAAAUUCCCGAGAGCAUGACACUGCAAAUUGCCGAUUUAGGACUCUCUACAUUCCACAAGAAAGAUGCCUUGACAAGGAUUCGAAGAGCCGCCAACUUGGCUACCGAGACGCCUCCUGGAACAUCUCGGUACGAGCCACCAGAGGAGGACAAGAACCGAAGUAAGAAGCCAAAUUCUUGGGAGACUCGAUCAAGGGCAUAUGACGUCUGGUCCAUUGGGUGCGUGGUGCUGGAACUGCUGAUAUGGCUUACCUACGGCUACAAAGCAGUGGACGAAUUUAGGAACGAAACAAAAUACCUCUGGGAAAAGGUUGGCGGAAGAUACCGGAUUCAACAUCGUGCACAAGAACACAUCGACAACAUAUCAAGAAGAUGGCCGCAAGGUUCGAUCUGCGGUGAUCUUGUACGUUUUGUUAAAACGAGCCUUCUUGUUGUCGCAAUGCCGGACGAAACCAUAACCACCUCUCAAUGCCGAGCAACAGCGCCCAAGGCCCACACAAAGAUGAAGAACAUCCAGAGAAAAUAUCAUCCUGCGAAACGACUCUUACCAACACUUCGAGCGCUCGAUCCCUGCCAACGAGGACAAUCUGGAAGAAUUUGGUGGGCUGGUAGGAAUACAGCGCAAGGCGACGGAGGAUCUGGGGCAGGACUUGCAGUCAACACCUGCGUUGAGCAAAGCGUCCUAUGCGGCUAUGAAACACAAGGAAGUAACAAGCUUAAUGACCAUUGGGAUUCUCUCUCGGAUAACGCCUUCGCCUCCCAGAUGUUCAAUCAUGUCAACUGGCCUCAAAUAAGACCCUUGCGGACUGAAGAGAACAGCAAGCUAUGUGCCAACUGUAGCAUAACGACGUCAACAAUGUAUUCCCUGUCGGAACGUCAGCUGUCAACAAUGCAGCGGUCCUGCGAGCUAUGCGUCUUGCUCCUUGAUUCCUUGAGCCGGGCAGGUAUAACGUCGCCGGCGGUCGUCAAACUCCUCCAGACGGGUACCGCGAUAGGAUUGGAAGGCGGACCGAACCUGCUUUCGAUCUACGCUGAGCCAGGACACGACGUUCCCGCAGGAAGACAGAUUGGGUUUCCCCUACUUCCUGAGCCGAAUAGUCAAGAACAACUCUUGCUCCUCAAACACUGGAUACAGAGCUGCGAUUCAGAACACCACGCAUGUCAUCGACAUGACGGGCAAGCUACCUCGGAGAUGCCGACCCGGCUCGUCAAGGUGACCGAUCCGGUACAACUGCUCAAUUCCUGCAAGAUAGAGCCCAGUCGAUACAUAGCCCUCAGCCAUUGUUGGGGUCAGCUGCAAGAACACGAAAGAUUCUGUCUUAAUCAAAGGAACCAUAAUCAGCUCGAGGAACGCAUCGACUUUAAUCUCCUCCCCAAGACAUUUCGAGACGCAAUCACAGUCACUCGCGGCCUUGGCAUAGAGUAUAUCUGGAUUGACACGUUGUGCAUCAUCCAAGAUGACGGAGACGACUGGGAAAAGGAGUCGUCAAAAAUGGAGACAGUGUUCAGCGCGGCAUACUGCACCCUCAGUGCAGCAUCGGCCGAAUCAUCCCUCGAUGGCUUUCUAUCCCCCCGACAGCCGAGGCCAUGCGUGCGGCUACAGACGGAAGACUCUCGGCAGCUGUAUGCUUGUCCGCACAUCGAUGACUUCCGUGGAGAUGUUGAGCUGGCAAAGAUCAAUAGACGGGGAUGGGUCUUACAGGAAAGGGCUCUGUCAAGACGCUCCAUAUACUACAGCCGGACCCAGGUGUACUGGGAGUGUGGAGAGGGAAUCCGUUGCGAGACCAUGGGCCGUCUCUACAACUCAAAGGCCGCCUUUCUCGGGGACGCCAACUUCCCACGAUCCGCAUUGGAGUACUACCGCGACGGACGGCAGUUACUCAUCCAAGACUUAUACGAAAGAUACUCGGCCCUUGCGUUCACGAAGGCUUCGGACCGAGCAGUUGCCAUCCUCGGUCUACAAGAGCGCCUAGCAAGGGCGUUCAAGACACAAGCCGCCCAUGGCACUUUCGAGUCUUACUUUGCCCGCAGCAUCCUCUGGAGGCGCGACCACCACCUCGUGGAGAUGACGCCUAUUGCCCAGCCGGCCGGGCGCCGCGUUCCAAGCUGGUCCUGGUUCUCCAAGAGCGGUAGAAUCCAGUACAUGAACCUUACGUUCGAAAAGACCAAGUGGAUGAAUGACGACUUCAGGAGCCCUUUCACUUCUCAGUCAGAUAACACGGUCCCUGGCCAAAUAUCGAGGCCGGCCUGCCCCGACACCAGUUCAAUACUUCGUGGGUUUGCGCGACGCAUGGAGAUGGACGAGGGGACGCUCGCGUCGCAGGUCGUUUUCGAUAUGAAAAAUACGCACGAAGCCAAGGAUUUUCGGGCUGUGCAGAUCGGCAGGGAUAAGGACGAGGGCAACAGCCUCGAUGCCCCGAAAGUCCACGUGCUCGUUAUCUGCAAAGCCAGCAGUGACCCCAUAGACAGAAUGUAUAAAAGGGUAGGAGUAGCGUCUCUUUCACCGGAGCAAGUCCUGGAGGAAGGGGUUUGGGUUGAUAUCUGCUGA